This is a messenger RNA of Pezoporus occidentalis (night parrot), 4139 nucleotides long. It is a transcript of the gene KCNN3, whose product is annotated as potassium calcium-activated channel subfamily N member 3. Gene Ontology annotation, biological process: potassium ion transmembrane transport. Gene Ontology annotation, molecular function: calmodulin binding; small conductance calcium-activated potassium channel activity. Lineage: Eukaryota; Metazoa; Chordata; Aves; Psittaciformes; Psittacidae. Gene Ontology annotation, cellular component: neuronal cell body; neuron projection; plasma membrane. The coding region runs from base 129 to 2105 and encodes 658 amino acids. The transcript has 8 exons. The record is from RefSeq and is a predicted model, not a curated record.
GGCGGCGGCGAGCGCGCGGCAGCGGCGAGCGCGCGGCGCCCAUUCAUGAUCCAGCGCGCGGGGCCGGUGCCCGGUAAAACGGAGCCGGUGCCCGGUGAAGCGGCGCCGGUGCCGCCGCCGCCGCCGUCAUGGAGACAUCGGGGCAUCUGCACGACUCGGGCGUGGGGGACCUGGAGGAGGACGGCCGCUGUCCCUGCCCCUUACCGGGGGAUGAGCGGCCGCCGCCUCCCGCCGCGCUGCCGCCGCUCCAGCACAGCCUGUUGCACUCCUCGCCCGGGUCGCUGCGGGCCCCUCCUCCUCCUCCCGCCGCCCCCGCCGCCCUCCACCCUUCCUCCCGCCACGGCAGCCAGCUCAACCUCGGCGACCACCCGGCGGGCUCCGGGGUGGCGAGCGGCAAACACCGGCAGCCCAGCCCGCUGGUGCACCGGCGGGACAGCAACCCCUUCACCGAGAUCGCCAUGAGCUCCUGCAAGUACAGCGGCGGCGUGAUGAAGCCCCUCAGCCGGCUCAGCGCAUCCCGGCGGAACCUCAUCGAGGCCGAGCCAGAGGCGCAGCCCCUGCAGCUCUUCGGUACCGGGGGACCCCCCGAGAUCGUCGUCUCACGUGAGGACAACCACGCGCCCGCUGCCCGCUGCCCCAGCCGCCCGCCGGCUCACCCGGCCCCCGCCACCUUUGCCAAGGGGCCCAAGCGCAAGGCGCAGAACAUCGGCUACCGGCUGGGGCACCGCCGGGCGCUCUUUGAGAAAAGGAAGCGCCUCAGCGACUACGCGCUCAUCUUCGGCAUGUUCGGCAUCGUCGUCAUGGUCAUCGAGACCGAGCUCUCCUGGGGGCUCUACUCCAAGGACUCCAUGUUCUCCCUGGCCCUAAAAUGUCUUAUCAGCCUCUCCACCAUCAUCCUGCUGGGCCUCAUCAUCGCCUACCACACGCGGGAGGUGCAGCUCUUUGUGAUCGACAAUGGCGCUGAUGACUGGCGGAUAGCGAUGACAUACGAGCGCAUCCUCUACAUCAGCCUGGAGAUGCUGGUUUGUGCCAUUCACCCCAUCCCCGGGGAGUACAAAUUUUUCUGGACAGCCCGCUUGGCUUUCUCCUACACGCCUUCCCGGGCAGAGGCAGAUGUGGACAUCAUCCUGUCCAUCCCCAUGUUCCUGCGCCUCUACCUGAUCGCUCGUGUGAUGCUGCUGCACAGCAAGCUCUUCACUGAUGCCUCCUCGCGCAGCAUUGGAGCACUCAACAAGAUCAACUUCAACACCCGCUUUGUCAUGAAGACUCUUAUGACCAUCUGCCCCGGGACGGUGCUGCUGGUCUUCAGCAUUUCCCUUUGGAUCAUCGCCGCGUGGACGGUCCGGGUGUGUGAGAGGUACCAUGACCAGCAGGAUGUAACCAGCAACUUCCUGGGUGCCAUGUGGCUCAUCUCUAUCACUUUCCUCUCCAUCGGCUAUGGUGACAUGGUCCCACACACCUACUGCGGGAAGGGUGUCUGUCUGCUCACUGGCAUCAUGGGUGCCGGCUGCACGGCACUGGUGGUGGCCGUGGUGGCCAGGAAGCUGGAGCUCACCAAAGCUGAGAAGCACGUCCACAACUUCAUGAUGGACACGCAGCUGACAAAGCGGAUCAAGAACGCAGCAGCCAAUGUCCUCCGGGAAACGUGGCUCAUCUACAAGCACACCAAGCUGCUGAAGAAGAUCGACCACGCCAAAGUCAGGAAGCACCAGAGGAAGUUCCUACAAGCCAUUCACCAGUUGCGGAGCGUGAAGAUGGAGCAGCGGAAGCUCAGUGACCAAGCCAACACCCUGGUCGACCUCUCGAAGAUGCAGAACGUGAUGUACGACCUCAUCACGGAGCUCAACGACCGCAGCGAGGACCUGGAGAAGCAGAUCAGCAGCCUGGAGUCCAAGCUGGAGCAGCUCAGCACCAGCUUCAAUUCCCUGCCACUGCUGAUGGCCGACAUGCUGCGCCAGCAGCAGCAGCGCCUGCUCGCCGCCGUGCUGGAGGCGCGGGGUGUCAGCGUGCCCGUGGGCACCCCCCAAACUCCUCUGUCCGAGAGCCCCAUCGGGGUCAGCUCCACCUCCUUCCCCACCCCUUACACGAGCUCAAGCAGCUGCUAAAGCGCAGCCCCUGGCUCCCGCCAUGGACAGGGGCAGCGCCUCUGCGCAGGUCCCGAGGUCUCCAUGGAUUUGGUCCUCGCGCUGCCGCAGGGCCCCUUCGGCCGGAGCCGGUGGGACCAGCGGUGCCGAGCGCCGCUCGGAGCUUUGCCAACGCCUUGGUAUUGGGAACCACAUCCCCGUUCAGGUGCCUCUACACGUGGUGAAGGAAGGGGAUGGGAGGCAAUGCCUCGGGCGAGCCCGCGCCGCGGAGGCCGGUGGCGGACGGAAAACCCACGCUCAAUCUCAGGUCUUCACAUAGGAAAAUGGAACAAAGCAGCGAGUCAGCAGCACUGCAGCAAUGGAGACACUGGAGGGGAGAGUUUUCCUCCCCUGCCCCUCUCAGCAUUGCAAAGCAGAGGCCGACACGGUGGUUCCUUGCACAGGCUCCGACCUAUGCUGCCUACGCGCCAUCCCAUCUCAUUACCUGGACACGCAGGCACCCCCCCUUGCAUUGUUGGGUGGGUGACAGUGGCCAUAACCUGCCGUGGGCUUCUCUGGAGGUGUGAGCGGGUCCACCCCAGGCAGAACAAGGAUGCUUCUCCCUUCUGCUCCUCCCUGGAGUCGUGCUGGAGCUUGGAAGGUGGUGUCUAACCAUGCGUGGAUGCAGGGCCAGGCAGGGGCUGGCAGGCCAGCCUGGGCGCCGCGGGGCUCUGGUGCUCACAUUGCUGCCCACCCCCAGCAUCCCAGGAAGCUGAUGGGCUCUUUGCUGGAUGAGAAACCACAUUAGCACCCGGUGCGCCGGGGCCGAGCCGAGGCCCACUGGCAAGGGAUGUGGUGGUGGGGAAGGUGCUUCAUCUGUUUAAAACCAGCCUCUGUGCCACUGCUGCUGGGUUUGGUGGGGACCCAUCCACCCAGGUACUUAUAGAACCAGCCCUUUCCUGUUCUGCUUUCCCCAUUUCCCCCUUUUUCCUCCCCGGUUCUGCCCCAUGGCUGUGCUGGGCUCUGCCUGGGCCCUGUGUGGAGCCUGGCAGCAGCUCUGGGGCUGCUCUUUGCUGCUUUCAAUGAAAACCCAGCAGAGGCUAUUUCUGUAUUUUUAAACAGAUGAAGGAACCUGUAAUUACUCCCCGAUAUUAAUUACAGCUCAGCCGGCAGUGUCAGUAAUUGUAAUCAAAGUCACUGUGUUACUCCAGGUAUACUCAGCCUGUAAUCUCCUUUGUAACUCUUUCCCUCCCGUAAAUAAUGCUGUAUUUUGUGCACACGGAGGCACAGAUGGAUGAGCCUGAUGCCGAAGAAGAGGAGGAGGAAGGCUGCCAGCCUUUUCCCAUCCUCGGCCGGCAGGAGAUACCUGGCUUCUGGGAAUGAGCUGCUCUUCCAAGCUCUUGUCAUUAGUGUAAUUGAAGGGCAGGCAGAGGCCGGGAUGCCUUUGGCAGCCCCCCCCAGCUCUAUUCUGAGCUCUGCUGCUGCUCCCCAUGUGCUGCAGGUGACCCUCAGCCCGAGCUGGCUUCUCUGCAGAGUGGAUUCCAGCAUGGCAAUGGACAGAAGGUUCAUUCUCAGUGGAGAAUGAGCCCGACAUGCAGGAUCUGCACCAGAGGAAAGCAUUUCCGUGCCUCUGCUGGGGUGCAAGGAGGAACAAGCUGCAGUGGGGCUGCAUGGGGCGAGGAGCAGAGCUGUGUCUGGGGACCAGAGCCAGAGGAAGGAUCGAUGCUCCAGAAUCAAUGUCGCAGUGGGACCCUCCUCACAGGCUAAUGAUCGAGUCUGGGUAAUGAAACCAGGAUGAACCGAGGCACUGGCAGCUGCUGGGACCCGAGGUGUGGCGAGCACCAGUGGGGAGAGCUUUGGAGCGCAACCGGUGCAAGAGAGCCGUGUCCUGGGGCAGAGCAGAGGGAUUUCACCAGGGAUGGCAGGAGCUGGGCAGGGAUCUCUGCAUCCACACAGCCUGCAUCUGACACCCUGCAUCUCACCUUGCAUCUCACACCCUGCAUCUCACACCCUGCAUCUCAUAGCCUGCAUCUCACCCUGCAUCUCACUCCCUGCAUCUCACUCUGCAUCUCACUC